UGAACCAAUAGCAAUGGACCAACGAAAGACAACAGGAAGUACAUGUCAUUAGCAUUAUUCUGUCAAAGGCGAAGCCGCUGAUAUGAAAAACCCACUCUGAAAACUUGAAUCAAUUCAAUCAAUACUUGGUGUAAUUUGCUUAAAUGCUAUAAAACCGUCUUACUAACUUUGUUUCUGGUAAGACACUGGAAAAGCGAUAAUCGGAAGUAGAUUUGACUCCAAAGGCUAGCAGAUGCUAGCCACCGCCAGUGGACAGUAGAAGCUAACAGCCAAGGAAGCCACUCAUGCAUUGUCCUGCAGUGUGAAGAUCAUCUUCCUCCAGAGCAACAAACGCAGGAAAACCAACAUGAUACACACUACUACCAGUGCUGUCAUCGCUAAGAGGACCAGCGGGGCCACGCUCUGAGAGCCCGGAGCCAUGAACUCUGUGUCCCCCAGCGCGGUGCAGUAUGUGGGGGGAGCAUUGCAGGAGGAGCUGCUGGAGGGCCAGAGGACCGGCAGCCCUGCCCGCAGGCUGCCCGGGGGCCCGGAGGCCGCGACGGAGCCCGACGAAGUGGACAAACUCAAGGCCAAGCUAAUGUCUGCGUGGAACAACGUCAAAUAUGGAUGGUCCGUCAAGUCCAAGACGUUCUUCAACAAGACCUCCCCCAUCACGGUGCUGGGCCAGUCCUACCUGCUCAACAGUGAGGACGAGGUGGAGCGUUUCCACGGAGCGUUCGUCUCCAGGCUGUGGCUGACCUACAGGAGAGAGUUCCCCCAGCUGGAGGGGUCCAGUCUCACCACUGACUGUGGCUGGGGCUGCAUGCUGCGCAGCGGGCAGAUGCUUCUGGCCCAGGGCCUGCUGGUGCACCUCAUGCCCAGAGACUGGGUGUGGCCCGACGCCCAGCAGCUAGAGGACGUGGACUUCGAAGUGUUCCGGCCGCGCUCCCCCGUCCGCGCGGGGGGCGUGCCUAUCCCCAGCUUCGGCUCCCCCCGGGGGUCCGGCGCCCCCCCGAAGUCUCUGACUGGCCAGCAGGUGGCCGCCGGCGGUGUCCAGAGGAAGAGGCCGGGCUCUGCUAGGGACAGGCAGGCGGAGCUGCACCACCGCCAGCUGCUGUCCUGGUUCGGGGACCACCCCCCCGCGCCGUUCGGGGUGCACCUGCUGGUGGAGCUGGGCAAGAGCUCCGGGAAGCGGGCCGGGGACUGGUACGGCCCGUCUGUGGUCGCCCACAUCCUGCGGAAAGCGGUGUGUAAAACCACCGAGGUCAACAACCUGGCCGUCUAUGUGGCCCAGGAUUGUACAGUGUACAAGGAGGACGUGUUGCAACUGUGUGAGCCUUCGCCUUCGAGGGACAAGGGCCCCCAGAUCUCCUCCAACGGCCCCCAGAUCUCCUCCAACGGCCCCCAGAUCUCCUCCAACGGCCCCCAGAUCUCCUCCAACGGCCCCCAGAUCUCCACCAUCGGCCCCGACACCACCUGGAAGUCGGUCAUCAUACUGGUUCCUGUUCGCCUGGGUGGAGAGGCCCUCAACCCAGCUUACAUUGAGUGUGUCAAGCGCAUCCUGAAGCUGGAAUGUUGCAUCGGAAUCAUCGGUGGGAAACCCAAGCACUCGCUGUACUUCGUUGGCUUUCAAGAUGACCAGCUGCUGUACCUGGACCCCCACUAUUGCCAGUCCGUGGUGGAUGUCACACAGGCAGACUUCUCACUGGAGUCCUUCCACUGCAGCUCACCCAGGAAGAUGCCCUUCAGCCGCAUGGACCCCAGCUGUACCAUCGGCUUCUACGCAAAGAACCAGAAGGACUUUGAGUCUCUGUGUUCAGCCGUCAGCGAGGCUCUGUCCUCAUCCACGGAGAAGUACCCCAUCUUCACCUUCAUGGAGGGCCAGGGUCAGGACUACGGACUGGAAGGCCAGAGUCCUGCCGGGCCGACCCACAUCCUGCCCCCGGGGAGGCUGAGCAGCAGGAGCAGCAGCACCAGAGCCAGCACGGACGACUUUGUCUUCCUGUGAAGCCGGCUCCCACACGGAUGAGCUGCUGGGAGGAAGUGGGGAGGCGGGCCCUGCCGACACUGACCACCAGGGGGAGGGAAGGAGAGCCUGUGCGGACUCUAUACUCUCUUCCUCCAUCGCUAUGGGCUGGAGACGUCCCUUCAGCACAGAGGGUGGCAGGAGAGCAUCGCUGUUUGUUUUCCUUUACAAAAUAAGCUUGCAAAUAGCCGGAAAAAAGAACAUCAGAUAAACAACUUCAUGAAAGAGUGGAGCUGUGCUUCGUUUACUAUACUGGACACUAAAAAUGGCCCGACACAUGGCAAGAUAUAAGAUGCAUCAAGUAAGCAUCAACUAAGACUUAGAAAGGUUUUUUUCUAGCUCCAGGCAACUUAUUUUGCCCACCUUUCAGCGUGUGGCACAGAAGUGUGUCAUUGGGUUGCACAUGGUAUGAAAUGGACACAUCAAAUACCAUGGGAGAGAGUAAUAUAAUAUAGUCCUAAUUUAUAAUUUCAUCAACUCGAUUAAUUUAUCGUGUACGUGUACGUGUGUGUGUUUUUCGUUUUCUCUCUUGUGUUGCGUCGUGCACCAGGCACCGACUCGUCAGUUGAAUUCAUAGGUGUCUCGUACCUAUGGCUCUGCUAUCUAACCCUACACACGAUGCACAAUUCUGCAGGCUCUCCCCACUUUGUGCUCUACUCGGGCCUGGCCUACACUAUCCUUAGCAACCUCACAGAAAUUAGCCUGCUCAAAUCUUUCUGCUUCUCAGUCCAGCAACCCUAUACGUCCUAAAUUAAGAUAAAGUCAAUACAGGAAGAUUGUAAAUGUGUGUUUCUUUCCCCUGAGCUCUGGUUGCUUCAUUGCUUGUUGAGUUGAGUAAAGAAGGGUUGUUUGGUUUAGAGUUGCUAUGUUGUGUCUUUUGAUUUAUUGUUAUGUUGUGUUCUUUGUUAAAUGGCUGGUUAUUACAAGUUACUCUGUUGCUUGGAUUCUUCCAAUUAAAUGUCGGCCACUGGAACAUUUGUAUUUUAUUU
Messenger RNA from Gadus chalcogrammus (walleye pollock), 2994 nucleotides. RefSeq names its product autophagy related 4D, cysteine peptidase a (gene atg4da). The record is from RefSeq and is a predicted model, not a curated record. NCBI's taxonomy places the organism in Eukaryota, Metazoa, Chordata, Actinopteri, Gadiformes, Gadidae. Gene Ontology annotation, molecular function: protein-phosphatidylethanolamide deconjugating activity. The coding region runs from base 419 to 1987 and encodes 522 amino acids. The transcript has 11 exons.